Molecule: messenger RNA, 1442 nt
Organism: Biomphalaria glabrata
Lineage: Eukaryota; Metazoa; Mollusca; Gastropoda; Planorbidae
Product: G-protein coupled receptor GRL101-like
Exons: 1
Coding region: 103-1143 (346 amino acids)
Biological process (GO): G protein-coupled receptor signaling pathway
Cellular component (GO): membrane
Molecular function (GO): G protein-coupled receptor activity; protein-hormone receptor activity
Source: RefSeq, a predicted model, not a curated record
GGAUUUCCAGAAUUUUUUACACUAGACACAUUUUAUAUUCAAGAAGUUAAGAUCUCAGCUUUAGAAACAAAUUUCUUCAAAGGGUUAACCAUUAGAUCUGGAAUGUGGACAAGUGACUAUCGGUUAUGUUGUCCGCAAGUUUUGAAUUCCAAUAUAUCCUCAGACAAAUGUCAUGGACCCGUUGAUGUCAUCUCUUCAUGUGAAAAUCUUGUUGGUGAUGUAUUUAAGAGAUUUAUCAUAUGGAUUGUUGGCUUAGUAACCAUUGUAGGCAACGGGAUAGUAUUAGCAUACAGACUUGUGUGGAAUAGAAAAAUAUUUAGAAAUGCUUAUGAAAUUUAUGUUACAGGUCUGGCAUUUUCAGAUUUUCUUAUGGGGAUAUAUUUAAUGAUAAUUUCCAGUGUAGAUAUUUAUUAUCAAGAUGUGUAUGUCUUGGAAGAGACACAUUGGAGAAAUGGAAUUUUGUGCCAGGUUUCUGGGUUUUUAUCAACUCUCUCUAGUGAAACAUCAACAUUCUUUAUUUGUUUGAUAACUUUAGACCGUUACUUGAGUAUCACUUAUCCAUUUGGUGAAUAUAGACUUUCAAAAGUCUGGACUCUUGCACUAUUUACAUUGGCUUGGUUAAUUGGUAUUGUCCUGGCAGCUGUUCCCAUUGUAGUAUCUACUUGGGAAAUUUAUUCUUCAAACAGUUUGUGCUUGGCUCUGCCAUUUAGUUUUGAUCAUUUCAGAGGCUGGGAGUUUUCGUUUGUAGUUUAUGUUGGAGUCAAUUUUGUUUUAUUUUUACUCAUAGCUUUCGGUCAAGUCGCCAUAUUUGUAAAUAUAUACAGAAGAAAACAAUCUAUGUUUUGCUUAAAGAAUCAUCGCAAAAGAAGAUUACAAGACUUAGCUGUAGCCAAAAAACUGGCAUUUGUCGCUAUGUCUGAUUUUCUGUGCUGGUUUCCUAUCGGCGUCAUUGGCUUUUUUUCAAUGACAGGACACACAUUUGACCGCGAUGUUUACGCUUGGUUUGCUGUGUUUGUUUUACCAAUAAAUUCAGCAUUAAAUCCAAUUAUUUAUACAAUUCCUGCAAUAUAUGCAAGAUGUAAACGUAACGGUGAACAGACACUGGAUACAAGUUUAAAUACUCUUUCGUUGCUAAGGAAAUAGUUUUAACCCGGGAUCGAUUUGAAAUGAAUUUAUAAAAUUUCUUGAAUAGAAAUGUUUGUUGCGAGCGCUUUUUUAUAUCAUUUCAGGUUUGCAUAAUUUGUUGACUAAUAUUUUGAAUGAGAUGUAAAUGUGUGUGAAAUUCUUAAGAUUGGAAUUUUUUUGACAUCAUAUUUGUAAAACAAGAAAAACAUCCAAAAAUAUUUUUUUUAAAAGCGUAUACGAGGUGUAACAGUAUCAAUUAGUUUCUGAUCAGUUAUGUAAUAAAAUUUGAAAUAGAUAUAGACUAGGCAUGUCAAACA